AUGGAAAUGUGCCCGGUGAGGCUGCGGGGAAGCUAUUUGCAUUCAAGAACGCAAGUACGAUCUGGGAACUACAAUCAUGACACAGGAGACUGUGCAUUGAGCGAUAUGGACAGAUUCACUGUGACUGGUCUGAACAGUCUAGUCCCUGAAAAGAGUGUAGAUUAUAUUGAGUCAAACUGUGUAAGCGACCCGAUCAAAAUGUGUGAUUUUAGUGCUGUAAGAGGCAAAAUUUUAAAAACAGUUGAUGCAGUAUAUGAAGACGUGAAGAGUAUUGAAGAAUGCCGUAAACUCUGCAUCCAGUCUAAAGAAUUUCGUUGUCAUACAUUUGAUUACGGUGAUGCAGGAAGCAAAGUUUGCCGACUCUCGCACCAUGCGGUAUCAAGUCUCCAACAUGUAGAAGAACCUUAUCUUGAUCUAGAGGGAGCCACAACACAUCAGUUAACAUCAUGUUACAAUGUGACAAUAAAUUGUCGUGCUUCAGAUAUGGUGGCCCGUGUUCAGACAAACAAAGUGUUCAACGGGAAAGUUUAUGCAAAAAAUAGACCUAAUUCAUGUGUAGCAGAUGUUGUCAACAGUUUAGAGUUUGAUCUGCGGUUGGGUUAUCAUGAUUUGAACUGUGAUGUGAAACAAGAUUCUCAUGGAAGAUACAGCACGGAAAUUAUAAUUCAGCAUCAUGACCAAAUUGUAACCAGCCAAGAUGUCGGGCUGUCUAUUCGAUGUUCCUUCAACAUGCAGAAUCGCAGUAUUGGACAUGGAGUUGAAUUGCAAGUAGGUGGAGAUCUUGGGCCACCAGAAAAUGAAGAAAGUGCUUUUGUAAAUUCUCCAACAGUUACAAUGAGAAUUACAAACCGAAGAGGAGAAGAUAUUCACACAGCUUUAGUUGGUGAUGCAUUAAGCCUUCGCUUUGAUAUCAAAGAUAAAAAUACUCCCUAUCAAAUAUUUGUAAGAGAACUUAUUGCACUCGAUGGAGUUGAUUCCAGUGAAAUUCUUCUCAUCGACAGUCUUGGCUGUCCAACUGAUCCUACUAUAAUGGGUGCAAUAUCUGUAGUGGAUAAUUCUGAAGGGGCUAAAAUUUUACAAGCACCUUUCGAUGCAUUUAAAUUUCCAACUUCAGAUGUUGUGCAAUUUAAAGCUCUGGUAACUCCAUGUUUACCAAAAUGUGAACCUGUUGUGUGUGAUGUGGAAGAUUAUUAUGGAAUGGUACGGCAAGUUAAUUCCUAUGGUAAGCGUCGGAAGCGUGAAUUAACUUCAGAAGGAGAAACUCAAGAAGAAAUGUUGGUGGUGCAAAGUAUUCGCAUUGCAGACAAGUUUCAAUUUGAUAAAACUGCUGAACAAAAUGCCAAAGUUUGGUCUGAUGUAUCAGAAAAUAUUCAUCCAAAUGAAUCAUUUUGUUUAAAUGGCCUAAGCCUUGCAGUAGCAACUACAGUGUUUCUUUGUGCUCAGUUACUUUUGGUUGCAACAUGGGUUUUACUGUAUCAGAAAAAGUGGAAGAACAGUGCUAAUGAAACCAAAUCCUUCCCAGCAGAUUGUCAAAGUCCCUGGCAUAGGUUAGAGAGCACAGCACAGUGACGUUAAUAGGUUGAACUAGCAUUAAAUAUAGAAUGUAGAAAUGAGUGAAUUAAUGUGAAAUGUGCAAUAGUGUGAAUUUUUUGU
Molecule: messenger RNA, 1653 nt
Organism: Gryllus bimaculatus (two-spotted cricket)
Lineage: Eukaryota; Metazoa; Arthropoda; Insecta; Orthoptera; Gryllidae
Source: the annotation of a GenBank genome assembly